This is a messenger RNA of Trypanosoma theileri, 570 nucleotides long. RefSeq names its product ribosomal protein L14. Gene Ontology annotation, molecular function: structural constituent of ribosome. Lineage: Eukaryota; Euglenozoa; Kinetoplastea; Trypanosomatida; Trypanosomatidae. Bases 1 to 570 code for a protein of 189 amino acids. Gene Ontology annotation, biological process: translation. The record is from RefSeq and is a predicted model, not a curated record. The transcript has a single exon. Gene Ontology annotation, cellular component: ribosome.
AUGUUUCGAAGAUGGACUCUCCGCCUGGCACCGGCGACGACGACGGAUGCAGCAGCAAAACUCCCAGCAGGAAAGCCCGUACAUAAAUCGUGGUUUCGCCACAAUCUCAUCAUUCGGCGCAAGGCAUCAUAUCGUUCUCGAUGGGGCACAGGAGCGGAGGGAUAUGGUACAGGUGUCCCAUUCAGCGAUCAGGUGAAACUCCACUGCGUCGAUAAUACAAACUGCAAGCAUGUCCGACUUAUAUCGAAGGCAACGGCAGAACGUUUUGCACAUUGUCGAAUAUUUCCUGCAGUAGCUCACCGUGUUUCAGUGCAGCGAUUUAAGUCUGGUCGUGGAGAGGUAAGUCGUCAUCGUGUAAAACCAGGUAAUAUUUACUGGGUCUGUCUACUUUCUAGGCGACAGACAAAUACGCGAAUGAGUGGAUUACAAACAAAUUUUGAUAGAAAUACAUGCAUACUGAUGAAUGAUCAGCGAGUGCCCCUUGGAACCCGUGUAAUGUACUGUGCGGGAAGACAUGUUAACCACAAGUACCAUUUGAAAGCUGUUGUACUCGCGAAUUUUUUUGUCUAA